Vidua chalybeata is the source of this 9611-nucleotide messenger RNA. RefSeq names its product ubiquitin specific peptidase 9 X-linked (gene USP9X). Gene Ontology annotation, biological process: protein deubiquitination; cell migration. The transcript has 46 exons. The record is from RefSeq and is a predicted model, not a curated record. Bases 438 to 8147 code for a protein of 2569 amino acids. Lineage: Eukaryota; Metazoa; Chordata; Aves; Passeriformes; Viduidae. Gene Ontology annotation, molecular function: cysteine-type deubiquitinase activity; cysteine-type endopeptidase activity. Gene Ontology annotation, cellular component: nucleus; cytosol.
CGCCGCCGCCGGGCAGCAGCUGGUGACGCAGGAAAAACGCCCCAGAGAGAGAGAAGCGCUCAGGGCCGGCACCCGGAGCGCGGGCAGCGGCGCCGGAUUUGCCCUCCCGCUUCCCGCCGCAGCGCAGCCGAGUGGGAACCGGGGGAAGCGGAGCCGCCCCCUCAGAGCCGCGGCCUGGCAUGAGACCGUGCCCCGCCGGCCGCCGGGCAUGAGGCAGCGCCCAGGAGGGCUCCGGGCCGCCGCAGCAGCCGCCGCGGGACGAGGGGAAGCGGUGCGGGGGUUAUGCAAUGGUCUCUGCAAGAUGGCAUGUUCUUGAGUUGGAGCUUUUUAAGGCAAGCAUAUGCUGGUACUUCAACUUUACUAAGUGGACUAUAAUUUCUUCUCUCACAUCAACUACAUAAGCAGACAAAAUUGCAAAGAUCUGCCCUGUGUCGAGUAUGACAGCCACGACUCGUGGCUCUCCAGUAGGAGGGAAUGAUAGCCAGGGCCAGGCUCCUGAUGGACAGUCCCAGCCUCCCCUCCAGCAGAAUCAGACUUCUUCACCUGAUUCUUCAAAUGAGAACUCCCCAGCUACCCCGCCUGAUGAGCAGGGCCAAGCUGAUGCUCCACCCCAGCUUGAAGAUGAGGAGCCUGCAUUUCCACACACAGACCUGGCAAAGUUGGAUGACAUGAUCAACAGGCCUCGAUGGGUUGUUCCUGUAUUGCCGAAGGGGGAAUUAGAAGUUCUUCUAGAAGCUGCUAUUGACCUAAGUAAAAAAGGCCUUGAUGUCAAAAGUGAAGCAUGCCAGCGAUUUUUUCGAGAUGGGCUAACAAUAUCCUUCACAAAAAUCCUUACAGACGAGGCAGUGAGCGGCUGGAAGUUUGAGAUUCAUAGAUGUAUUAUUAACAACACUCAUAGACUAGUGGAACUAUGUGUGGCCAAGCUGUCCCAAGAUUGGUUUCCCCUUCUUGAACUUCUUGCCAUGGCCUUAAAUCCUCACUGCAAAUUCCAUCUUUACAAUGGUACUCGUCCCUCAGAAACAGUUCCUGCAGGAGUCCAGCUUGCUGAAGAUGAACUUUACGCCCGUCCUCCUGACCCACGAUCACCAAAGGGUUGGCUAGUAGAUCUUAUCAACAAGUUUGGCACAUUAAAUGGAUUUCAGGUCUUGCAUGAUCGAUUCAUGAGUGGAUCAGCAUUGAAUGUUCAGAUCAUUGCAGCUCUCAUCAAGCCAUUUGGACAAUGUUUUGAAUUUUUAACAUUACAUACAGUGAAGAAAUACUUCCUUCCAAUUAUAGAAAUGGUUCCACAGUUUUUAGAAAAUUUAACAGAUGAUGAACUGAAAAAAGAAGCAAAGAAUGAAGCCAAAAAUGAUGCUCUGUCAAUGAUAAUCAAAUCUCUAAAGAACUUAGCUUCAAGAGUUCCAGGACAAGAAGAAACUGUAAAAAAUUUAGAAAUAUUUAGGUUAAAAAUGAUUCUUAGGUUGUUACAAAUUUCCUCUUUCAAUGGUAAAAUGAAUGCACUAAAUGAAGUCAACAAAGUAAUAUCCAGUGUGUCAUACUACACUCAUCGACAUGGUAAUCCUGAAGAGGAAGAGUGGCUCACAGCUGAAAGAAUGGCAUGCUCAGAGCACAUCCUGCUUGCUUCACUUGGAACAAAACAGUCUGACCAUGAAUGGAUCCAGCAGAACAACAUUUUAUCAAUUGUAUUAAGAGAUAGUCUUCAUCAACCUCAAUAUGUAGAAAAACUUGAGAAAAUUCUCCGGUUUGUCAUCAAAGAGAAAGCUCUCACUUUGCAGGAUCUGGACAACAUUUGGGCUGCACAGGCAGGAAAACAUGAAGCCAUUGUAAAAAAUGUACAUGAUCUCCUCGCAAAAUUAGCUUGGGAUUUCUCUCCUGAACAGCUUGAUCACCUGUUUGAUUGUUUUAAGGCAAGUUGGACGAAUGCAAGCAAGAAGCAGCGUGAGAAACUGCUGGAGUUAAUUCGUCGCCUUGCAGAGGAUGACAAGGAUGGUGUGAUGGCACACAAAGUGCUGAACCUUUUGUGGAAUUUGGCUCACAGUGAUGAUGUGCCAGUUGAUAUCAUGGACCAGGCUCUUAGUGCCCAUAUAAAAAUCUUAGAUUACAGCUGUUCACAGGAUCGAGAUACACAAAAGAUCCAGUGGAUAGAUCGUUUUAUAGAAGAACUUCGCACAAAUGACAAAUGGGUCAUUCCUGCACUGAAGCAAAUUAGAGAAAUUUGCAGUUUGUUUGGUGAAGCACCACAGAACUUGAGUCAAACUCAGCGAAGUCCCCACGUGUUUUACCGACAUGACUUAAUCAAUCAACUUCAGCACAAUCACGCCCUCGUUACACUGGUUGCAGAAAACCUCUCUGCCUAUAUGGAAAGCAUGAGGCAGUAUGCUAAAGAGCAUGGUGAGUAUGACCCUCAGACUGUGAGACCAGGAAGCCGAUACAGUCACGUGCAGGAAGUACAGGAGCGACUGAACUUCUUACGAUUUUUAUUGAAGGAUGGUCAGCUGUGGCUCUGUGCCCCUCAGGCGAAGCAAAUAUGGAAGUGUUUAGCAGAAAAUGCGGUUUAUCUUUGUGAUCGCGAAGCCUGUUUUAAAUGGUAUUCCAAACUAAUGGGGGAUGAACCAGACUUAGACCCUGACAUUAAUAAGGACUUCUUUGAAAAUAAUGUGCUUCAGCUGGAUCCUUCCCUAUUAACAGAAAAUGGAAUGAAAUGUUUUGAACGUUUCUUCAAAGCUGUGAACUGUCGAGAAGGAAAGCUAGUAGCAAAGAGACGAGCCUAUAUGAUGGAUGACCUGGAAUUAAUAGGAUUAGACUACCUUUGGAGGGUUGUGAUUCAGGGAAAUGAUGACAUCGCAAACCGAGCAAUAGACCUUCUUAAAGAGAUCUAUACUAAUCUUGGCCCAAGGUUACAAGUUAAUCAGGUAGUGAUUCAUGAGGACUUCAUUCAGUCCUGUUUCGAUCGUCUAAAAGCCUCCUAUGAUACAUUAUGUGUGCUGGAUGGAGAUAAAGACAGUAUCAACUGUGCAAGACAAGAAGCAAUAAGGAUGGUGAGAGUGCUGACUGUUCUAAGGGAAUAUAUAAAUGAAUGUGACAGUGAUUACCACGAAGAGAGAACUAUUCUACCUAUGUCAAGAGCUUUCCGUGGUAAACAUAUCACACUUGUCGUUCGGUUCCCAAACCAAGGCCGGCAGGUGGAAGAUUUGGAUAUUUGGUCUCACACAAACGACACGAUUGGCCAAGUGCGGCGUUGCAUCCUCAAUCGCAUUAAAGCAAACAGUGCACACACAAAAGUAGAGCUGUUCAUUGGGGGUGAGCUGGUAGAUCCUGCAGAUGACAGAAAAUUAAUUGGGCAGCUGAAUCUCAAAGAUAAAACGCUAAUUACAGCUAAGCUUACACAGAUAAAUUCUAAUAUGCCCUCAAGUCCUGAUAGUUCUUCUGACUCUUCAACUGGUUCUCCGGGCAACCAUGGCAAUCACUACAGUGAUGGUCCAAAUCCAGAAGUUGAAAGCUGUUUGCCUGGAGUGAUCAUGUCACUGCAUCCUCGAUACAUCUCUUUUCUUUGGCAAGUUGCAGACUUGGGCAGUAGUCUAAAUAUGCCACCUCUUAGAGAUGGAGCUCGUGUUCUUAUGAAGCUCAUGCCACCAGAUAACACUACGGUCGAGAAACUAAGAGCAAUUUGUUUAGAUCAUGCAAAGCUUGGGGAAAGUAGCCUUAGUCCAUCCCUUGAUUCUCUGUUCUUUGGUCCUUCUGCCUCACAAGUGCUGUACCUAACAGAGGUAGUUUAUGCCUUGUUAAUGCCUGCCAGUGCACCUCUGGGAGAAGAUGCCAGUGACUUCCAGUACAACUUCCUGAAAAGUGGUGGUUUGCCUCUUGUGCUGAGCAUGCUGACCAGAAAUAACUUCCUGCCAAAUGCAGAUAUGGAAACUCGAAGGGGUGCCUACCUUAAUGCUCUAAAAAUAGCCAAAUUAUUGCUAACAGCAAUUGGAUAUGGCCACGUUCGAGCUGUGGCAGAAGCUUGUCAGCCAGUUGUGGAAGGCACAAGUACAAUUUCACCGAUAAACCAGGCUACGCAUGACCAGGCAGUGGUGCUACAAAAUGCCCUACAAAACAUUCCUAAUCCAACUUCAGAGUGCAUGCUGAGAAAUGUAGCAAUACGUCUUGCACAGCAAAUAUCUGAUGAGGCUUCAAAAUACAUCCCUGACAUCUGUGUUAUCAGGGCAGUACAAAAAAUUGUUUGGGCAUCAGGUUGUGGAUCAGUUCAGCUGGUUUUCAGCUCGAAUGAGGAAAUUAGUAAAAUCUAUGAAAAGACAAAUGCAGGAAAUGAACCAGACAUGGAAGAUGAACAAGUUUGCUGUGAAGCACUGGAGGUGAUGACCCUGUGCUUUGCUUUGAUUCCAACGGCACUGGAUGCACUCAGUAAAGAGAAGGCGUGGCAGACAUUUAUUAUUGAUUUACUAUUGCACUGUCACAGCAAAACCGUUCGUCAGAUGGCACAGGAGCAAUUCUUUUUAAUGGCUACCAGGUGUUGCAUGGGACAGAGACCUCUCCUUUUCUUCAUUACCCUGCUGUUUACUGUUCUAGGGAGCACUGCAAGAGAGAGAGCUAAGCAUUCUGGAGACUACUUCACCCUCUUAAGACAUCUUCUUAACUAUGCUUACAACAGUAAUAUUAAUGUACCCAAUGCUGAAGUUCUUCUCAAUAAUGAAAUUGACUGGCUUAAGAGAAUCAGGGAUGAAGUAAAAAGAACAGGAGAAACAGGUGUUGAAGAAACAAUCCUAGAGGGUCACCUUGGAGUUACAAAAGAGUUGUUAGCAUUCCAGACACCUGAGAAGAAAUACCAUAUUGGUUGUGAAAAAGGAGGUGCUAAUCUCAUUAAAGAGUUGAUAGAUGAUUUCAUCUUUCCAGCAUCCAAUGUUUAUCUACAAUACAUGAGAAAUGGAGAAUUGCCUGCUGAGCAGGCCAUACCAGUCUGUAGUUCACCAGCUACUAUUAAUGCUGGCUUUGAGCUCCUCGUUGCACUUGCAGUUGGAUGUGUGCGAAAUCUCAAACAGAUAGUAGACACGUUGACUGAAAUGUAUUACAUAGGUACAGCAAUCACUACUUGUGAAGCACUCACAGAAUGGGAAUAUCUGCCACCUGUUGGGCCUCGGCCGCCAAAGGGAUUUGUGGGACUGAAAAAUGCUGGUGCCACUUGUUACAUGAAUUCUGUCAUUCAGCAGCUGUACAUGAUUCCAGCCAUCAGGAAUGGGAUUCUUGCAAUAGAAGGCACAGGCAGUGAUGUAGAUGAUGACAUGUCUGGGGAUGAAAAGCAGGACAACGAGAGCAAUGUUGACCCACGAGAUGAUGUCUUUGGUUAUCCACAUCAGUAUGAAGAUAAACCAGCACUGAGCAAAACUGAAGAUAGAAAAGAAUACAAUAUUGGAGUUUUGAGGCAUCUCCAAGUAAUUUUUGGCCAUUUAGCAGCUUCCAGGCUACAGUACUAUGUACCAAGAGGGUUUUGGAAACAGUUCAGACUCUGGGGUGAACCUGUAAAUCUACGUGAACAGCAUGAUGCUUUAGAAUUUUUUAAUUCGUUGGUGGACAGUUUAGAUGAAGCUUUAAAAGCUUUGGGCCAUCCAGCAAUGUUAAGUAAAGUUUUAGGAGGGUCCUUUGCUGAUCAGAAGAUUUGUCAAGGAUGCCCACAUCGGUAUGAGUGUGAGGAAUCCUUCACAACUCUGAAUGUAGAUAUAAGGAAUCACCAAAACCUUCUUGAUUCUUUGGAGCAGUACGUCAAAGGAGAUUUAUUGGAAGGUGCAAAUGCAUAUCAUUGUGAAAAAUGCAACAAAAAGGUGGAUACAGUGAAACGCUUGUUGAUUAAGAAGUUGCCUCCAGUUCUUGCGAUCCAGUUGAAACGAUUUGAUUAUGACUGGGAAAGGGAGUGUGCAAUCAAAUUCAAUGAUUAUUUUGAAUUCCCACGAGAACUGGACAUGGAGCCUUACACAGUGGCAGGUGUAGCAAAAUUGGAAGGGGAUGAUGUGAAUCCUGAAAAUCAGAUAAUACAAAAUGAGCAGUCGGAAAAUGAACACUCUGGGAGCACAAAAUACAGACUUGUGGGUGUACUUGUGCACAGCGGCCAGGCCAGCGGUGGACAUUACUACUCUUACAUUAUCCAGAGGAAUGGUGGAGAUGGUGAGAAGAACCGGUGGUACAAAUUUGAUGAUGGAGAUGUGACAGAGUGUAAAAUGGAUGACGAUGAAGAGAUGAAAAACCAGUGUUUUGGGGGAGAGUACAUGGGUGAAGUGUUUGAUCACAUGAUGAAGCGAAUGUCCUACAGGCGCCAGAAGAGGUGGUGGAAUGCUUACAUUCUUUUUUAUGAACGCAUGGACACGAUAGACAAGGACAAUGAACUAAUAAAAUAUAUUUCAGAAAUCACUAUCACCACUAAACCCCACCAGAUUAAAAUGCCCUCAGCCAUCGAGCGAAGCGUGCGCAAGCAGAACGUGCAGUUCAUGCACAAUCGGAUGCAGUACAGCCUGGAAUAUUUCCAGUUCAUAAAGAAGUUGCUUACUUGUAAUAGUGUCUACCUAAACCCUCCUCCAGGACAAGAUCAUCUGUUGCCUGAAGCAGAAGAAAUAACUAUGAUUAGUAUUCAGCUUGCUGCUAGAUUUCUCUUCACCACAGGAUUUCAUACAAAGAAAAUAGUCCGUGGCCCUGCUAGUGAUUGGUAUGAUGCCCUGUGCAUCCUGCUCCGUCACAGCAAGAAUGUACGCUUUUGGUUUGCACACAACGUCCUUUUUAACGUUUCAAACCGCUUCUCUGAGUAUCUCCUGGAAUGCCCCAGUGCAGAAGUGAGGGGUGCAUUUGCAAAACUUAUAGUAUUUAUUGCACAUUUUUCAUUGCAAGACGGACCAUGUCAAUCACCUUUUGCCUCUCCUGGACCUUCCAGUCAGGCUUAUGAUAACUUAAGUUUAAGUGAUCACUUACUGAGGGCGGUACUGAAUCUUCUAAGAAGGGAGGUAUCCGAACACGGGCGCCACUUGCAGCAGUAUUUCAAUCUGUUCGUGAUGUAUGCCAAUCUAGGUGUAGCAGAGAAGACACAACUUCUGAAACUAAAUGUUCCUGCAACCUUCAUGCUUGUGGCUCUGGAUGAAGGUCCAGGCCCUCCAAUUAAGUACCAGUAUGCUGAGCUGGGGAAGCUGUACACUGUGGUGUCACAGCUGAUCCGCUGCUGCAACGUCUCAUCGCGGAUGCAGUCUUCUAUCAAUGGUAAUCCCCCACUCGCCAACCCUUAUGGUGAUCCUAAUUUAUCUCAACCUAUAAUGGCACUUCAGCAGAACGUAGCAGACAUUCUGUUUGUGAGAACUAGUUAUGUAAAGAAAAUUAUUGAAGAUUGCAGCAACUCUGAAGAGACCAUCAAGUUGCUUCGUUUCUGCUGUUGGGAGAAUCCUCAGUUCUCUUCCACAGUCCUCAGUGAACUACUUUGGCAGGUUGCAUAUUCAUAUACAUACGAGCUUCGACCUUAUUUGGAUCUGCUUCUGCAAAUCCUGUUAAUUGAGGACUCCUGGCAAACUCACAGGAUUCACAAUGCACUUAAGGGAAUCCCAGAUGACAGGGAUGGACUCUUUGACACCAUUCAGCGCUCGAAGAAUCAUUAUCAGAAAAGAGCUUACCAGUGUAUAAAGUGCAUGGUAGCUCUCUUCAGCAACUGCCCUGUAGCUUACCAGAUCCUUCAGAGCAAUGGAGAUUUGAAGAGAAAAUGGACCUGGGCAGUGGAAUGGCUUGGAGACGAGCUGGAGCGUAGACCAUACACUGGCAAUCCCCAAUACACCUACAAUAAUUGGUCUCCACCAAUACAGAGCAAUGAAACAUCAAAUGGCUACUUCCUAGAGAGGUCACACAGUGCUAGAAUGACUCUUGCAAAGGCUUGUGAACUCUGCCCAGAGGAGGAACCAGAUGAUCCUGAUGCCCCAGAUGAACAUGAGUCUUCUCCACCUGAAGAUGCCCCACUGUAUCCCCAUUCACCUGGUUCCCAGUAUCAACAGAAUAACCACGUGCAUGGACAGCCAUAUACGGGCCCGGCAGCACAUCAUAUGAACAACCCUCAGCGAACUGGCCAACGAGCACAAGAAAACUACGAAGGCAGUGAAGAAGUUUCCCCGCCUCAGACAAAAGAUUAGUGAAAUGCACAUAAUCAAUUAACUUGCUCCAUCAAGACUGUGCACCCAGGCCUUACAGUCCAACUUUUCUCUGUGUCUGGCUAAUAUUUAAAACUAGAAAAACUAUUCCUAAUCAACAUGGAGUGGAGAGUCUAUUCACUGUCUUAUCUGCAGAAAAAUUGCUGUCAAUAUAUAACCCGCCUGCAGUGGAAAGUGUAUAGUGUUUUGUAAUAAAUGGCCUGAUGCUAAUGUGUAAAUGGCAAAGGUGUAUAUAGUAUAUUAAUGUUUGACUGUUAAUUCUUGAGCAAGAAACAUUUUUUUUUUGUCUUGAUGAGACUCACAGAUCUACAAAAACAAAAAAAUAAUUUCUUGAUAUAUCUGCUGCGCUCUGCAACCAGUGUUGCCUGCCUCAUGGCAGUUGGAUCAACUCCUUUACAAAAAAGCCUAUCCAUGUCAACCACAAAAAUAGUUUCAUGUUAAUUCUUUGCCACUGGAGUCGAUUUUACUAUGAGCAACGUAAUGGCUGGUAACCUUUUAAUUAUUUGGUUGAUGUGGAAAAUUGGUGAUGUAACAUUGUUUCUAGAUCUUUUUUCAUUGCCUUUUUCAUUCUGGUAUUAGGUUAAUCACUUUGAAGCUAUAGUUAUGCUGUAACAUUUAGCAUGGCUUCACACCAAGUUAGUGUAGCCAAUGAGGGGAAAAAAAAAAAAAAAACAAGCGUGACAGCAGUUGUCCCAAUGUGACAACUGUAUUGCUCAGAACUUUUUCUUCUUACACCUAGACUAUAAAAUGGGGAGGGAAAAUGUGACAAACAAGUGGUUUUCAGUUUCACAUAUGUUCCUCACAUCUGAUGUUUGACAGUUCUCUCUCUGGGUGGGAUAAAGAACACUUAGUUUUCAGUAAUAGGAAUUUAAAAGAUUUAAAACAAAUAUGCAAAAAUUUGCUAUGCCAGGAUGCCUGGAGCAUAAUAGACUGUAUUUGGUGUGCUUGUUUUGUUUCUUUGGUAGAGCUUAUUAGAUAAACUUCUAACACUUUCCUUCUACUGCAUCCCAGUGAAGUGGAAGUCAACAAAAUCACAGAGUACUUGUGAGUGCCACUGCACCAAGUUAACUUGCUGGUUUUCUGCUCGUUCACAGUUCUACUUGAAAGCGAGAAUUGUCUUAGCUCUUUAUCCAUUAUACAGAAAAUCUUAACAUUAGAAGCAGGGUUUAAAUAUAAAAGAAACUACUGGUUAGUCAAAUACAAUUCUGAGGUAUCUCUAUUCCAGAAUAAACAUUUGUUUAAAGACUUAAAGAAACGCAUCAGUAAAUACUGUAUUUAAAUGAAAAUUGGUAACUUGAAUGUGUGUAAUUUUUUUGGAACCUGUCUAAAAACCAAAUACCCCUGCAAAACAGAUACAGCCCACCCUAUACUAUUUAAAUAUUUUGCUGUUUUAUUUUAUAGAAAUUAUUUUGCUGAAUUCACAAAUAGAAUUUGAUUUAAGAAGAA